Malania oleifera is the source of this 1473-nucleotide messenger RNA. Its product is annotated as glycerophosphodiester phosphodiesterase GDPD6. Gene Ontology annotation, molecular function: glycerophosphodiester phosphodiesterase activity. Lineage: Eukaryota; Viridiplantae; Streptophyta; Magnoliopsida; Santalales; Ximeniaceae. Gene Ontology annotation, biological process: lipid metabolic process. Gene Ontology annotation, cellular component: vacuole. The coding region runs from base 191 to 1369 and encodes 392 amino acids. The transcript has 8 exons. The record is from RefSeq and is a predicted model, not a curated record.
AACGAAUAUUCUCUCUCUAUCCGCGUAAGUUGACGGUUAGGAAUACUCAGCACCACCAUCACAAAUACCUCUGCGACACACCAGACCUACACUCCACCCCAUUGACUGCACAGCUGCACUCUACGAAAACCGGAGCACGGGAACGAAGUCAAGCAGACUGUGGGAGUGAGAGACCGAGAGGGUCCGCACCAUGCCUCCAUUGUGCUUUGUCCCUCUUAUAUUUCUGUCUCUCUUUGCUUGGUGUACUGCAAGGCCUUUCUAUCCACUUCCCAGCAAAUUCAGUGAUAGAAAUAGACAGCCUCUACAGAUGUCUCGUCCAUUUAAUAUUGCGCAUCGAGGUUCAAAUGGGGAGUUCCCUGAAGAAACUUCAGCUGCAUAUAUGAGGGCUGUUAAAGAGGGUGCAGACUUCAUAGAAACAGAUAUCUUAGCCUCCAAAGAUGGUGUUCUCAUCUGCUUCCAUGAUGUAACUCUUGAUGAGACAACUGAUAUUGCAGAACAUAAGGAGUUCGCAAAUCGUAAAAGGACCUAUGAGGUCCAAGGGGCCAACACCACUGGCUGGUUCACUGUUGAUUUCACACUAAAAGAACUAAAGUUGCUACGGGUGAGGCAGAGGUAUCCAUUCCGGGACCAGCAAUAUAAUGGAAAAUUUUCUAUCAUUACUUUUGAAGAGUUCAUAUCAAUUGCACUGGAUGCAUCUAGAGUCGUUGGAAUUUACCCAGAGAUUAAAAAUCCAGUAUUUAUCAACCAGCAUGUCAAGUGGUCUCAUGAUAAGAAAUUUGAGGACAAGUUUGUGGAGACGCUUAUUAAGUAUGGAUACAAAGGUUCAUACACGUCGAAGGAUUGGUUGAAACAACCUGUAUUCAUCCAGUCCUUUGCGCCAACUUCACUUAUCUAUGUAUCGAACCUGACAGACUCACCCAAAAUCUUCUUAAUUGAUGAUGUCACAGUACCAACUCAAGACACAAAUCAGUCAUAUUGGGAAAUCACAUCAGAUGCAUACCUUGACUUCAUUAAGGAGUAUGUUGUGGGGAUUGGACCUUGGAAGGAUACUGUUGUUCCUGUAAUAAAUAAUUAUCUGCAGACACCAACUGAUCUUGUAGCCCGAGCACAUGCCCAUAACCUGCAGGUGCACCCCUACACUUACCGGGAUGAGAACCAGUACUUGCACUUUGAUUUCCAUCAAGAUCCAUAUGUUGAAUAUGAUUACUGGAUAAAAAAUAUCGGAGUUGAUGGGCUCUUCACAGACUUCACAGGGAGCCUCCACAAUUUUCAGGAAUGGACAUCGGAUGACCACAAAGAUGACAAUGCCAGCGCAUCCAAACUACUGCAUAAGAUAUCAUUGAUGAUUUCUUCCUACAAAAACUUAUGAGAGUUCAUGUUUUUAUCUUUUUAUCCAGCAAAUAAGUUAUGGUUGUGUAUUUUACAGACAAGAAUACCAUUAAUAAAAAUUUGUCCAUCAGAAUUACUUGUUCA